Drosophila albomicans is the source of this 1137-nucleotide messenger RNA. Its product is annotated as mitochondrial 2-oxoglutarate/malate carrier protein-like. The record is from RefSeq and is a predicted model, not a curated record. The transcript has a single exon. The coding region runs from base 119 to 1057 and encodes 312 amino acids. Gene Ontology annotation, biological process: oxaloacetate transport; thiosulfate transport; succinate transmembrane transport. Gene Ontology annotation, molecular function: antiporter activity; malate transmembrane transporter activity; sulfate transmembrane transporter activity. NCBI's taxonomy places the organism in Eukaryota, Metazoa, Arthropoda, Insecta, Diptera, Drosophilidae.
ACUCUCACAGUAUUCCACACUCACACUUUUCAGCAACACCAAAAAAAAAACCCAGCUCCGUAUUGAAUUUUUCUUAAUUUUCUAAGCCCAGAAAUCAAUAGAUACAUUCAUAAUAACCAUGGUGCUUUUAUACGAUGUCGAGAAGAAGACCAUUCCGAAUUUUAUGAAGUAUGUGAUUGGCGGCACCGCCGGCAUGUUGGGCACAUGCAUUGUGCAGCCUCUGGACUUGGUGAAGACACGAAUGCAGAUUUCCGCUGGCAAGGGGGGAGCCAAGGAAUACAGCAGCUCCAUUGAUUGCAUUGCGAAGGUGUUCAAGUCCGAGGGGAUUUUGGCGUUCUAUAAUGGUUUGAGUGCUGGAUUGUUGCGUCAGGCGACUUAUACCACGGGUCGCAUGGGCGUCUAUCAGAUGGAGAUCGAGGCGUAUCGCAAUAAGUAUCAACAGGCGCCCAAGGUGUUGGCCAGCAUGGCCAUGGGCAUCUUUGCCGGCGCCUGUGGAGCUCUGGUCGGGAAUCCUGCCGAAGUGUCCUUGAUACGCAUGAUGUCCGACAAUCGUUUGCCAGCGGAUCAGCGACGCAACUACAAGAAUGUGGGCGAUGCGCUCGUUCGCAUCGUCAAGGAGGAAGGACUCUUUGCUCUGUGGCGCGGCUGUUUGCCAACGGUGGGACGUGCGAUGAUCGUUAACAUGGUGCAAUUGGCAUCGUAUUCACAGUUCAAGGGAUAUUUCAAGCGCUUCAUGGACGAGGGUCUGGGACUGCACAUCUGUGCCAGCAUGUGCUCGGGUCUCUUGACCACAAUUGCCUCUAUGCCGCUGGACAUGGCCAAGACACGCAUCCAGCAGAUGAAGGUGAUCGAUGGCAAGGCGGAGUAUAGCGGAGCAACCGAUGUCAUCAUCAAGGUAAUUCGCAAUGAAGGAUUCUUCUCGCUCUGGAAGGGAUUCACGCCGUAUCUGUGUCGCCUGGGUCCGCACACUGUCUUCGCUUUUGUGUUCCUCGAACAGCUGAACAAGGCCUACUACAAGUAUGUUCUUGGCCAAGAAGACUCCGGGCCGGGAAUCUAACAUGUAUUUAUAUACUUCGACUGACUGCUGGUGUUUUACAUUUUAUUUUAUCAUUCACAGUGCAGAUAUUAAACCAAGUC